Drosophila subpulchrella is the source of this 325-nucleotide messenger RNA. RefSeq lists its product as uncharacterized. Bases 52 to 222 code for a protein of 56 amino acids. The transcript has a single exon. NCBI's taxonomy places the organism in Eukaryota, Metazoa, Arthropoda, Insecta, Diptera, Drosophilidae. The record is from RefSeq and is a predicted model, not a curated record.
CGUGUCUUGGCCCCGAGUUCCGAGUUGUAAAUAAUUAUUUUAGUCGCCAGAAUGAUCCCACCGCUGGGUUCCGCCCUCAUUUGGCUGGUGGUGCUGCUGCUCCUGAUGGAACUGGCUGAGGUGUGGUCCAGUUGCUGUGCCUGCCCAGCGCCCCGCUGCAAAAUCGCACAGUGGCCAUGCUGCACCAAGAAGUCAAAGUGGUACCACUCGUUUUUCGGUUAGCAAAUGGAGAUUGCACAUUUCUGUAAUUAGGUCUGAAAUAUCUCCUGUUCUAUCAUAUAAACCUUUAAACUGUUCUUCCUUAAUACAAAAAAAUUGCAAUUUC